AUGGCCGUUGUUCUCUCGUCGGAAGAGAAUAACUAUUUCUCAUCAUCGACGCUGCGCCGAUCCCACUCGCAGCCCAAGUUCGUCGCAAAGCGCUCAGGCUUUCACACGUCUGCCUCGGCCUCGCGAAUAGCCGACCUCUACCCGGACUCUAAGGCAUUUGGAGAUUCGGCCCCUUCCUCGGCUCCUUCAUCUCCUCGUGGUAUUCGUGUCGAGUCGACAGACCUGUCGUGCUCGUCCACACCGGCCACCAGCUUUUCCCUGGCAUCAGAUUCGGGUUCGGAUUCGGACGACGACGAAGACGGCCACCUCGGCUUAGUCAUCUCCGAAGAGCAAGAAAUCAUUCUACCUCAGUACGAGGACGUGGGGUACUUGAACAAUUCAGCAGGGGACGUGGAGCCGCCUUCGAGCCCACAGACUGGUCUCUCAUAUUCCUCUUCUCCAAGCGACCAGGACAAUUCGAACACUACAUCAAGACCUGGAUCUCCUGACGUCCUCGAACGGGCCGAAGAUGACAUAGCAAUAAGGGCGCAGCCCUCACGGCAUGUUGAUUAUCUCUCACACAACUGGCGCGAGGAGGACAUUUGGUCAUCCUGGAAACAUAUCGUUUCCAGGAGAGGCGACUACAGCAAUUCCGCCCGGUUGGAAAACGCUUCCUGGAGGACAUGGAUGAAGUCCAAGAAUAAGCUGAGCACUGUGUCUCCGGAGACGCUUAAUUGGUUGAAGGAUUGCGACGUGACAUGGCUUUAUGGCCCAUUGCAGACCGGCACUGCUAAUCUGCACACAAAGCACAUGAACCCGAGCAGUUCGAGGCUGUCUAAGUCAAACUCCUUUGUCAACAAGAAGCCUAUCUUGAAAAAGCGGAGCAUGUCCGAGAUAAUGCUCCAAAGGUCGCUGUCUGCCUCGUCACUGGUAAAGCAGGCCGCAGCAGCUGUCCAAGCCCAGCAAAAAGGAGGCUUGAAGAGAAUCGGCCGACGACCCGGCUUAGAGCGGGCAGUCACUGACUACAUAACGUUUCCAUUUUCGUCGGCUCGGGGCAGCUCCGAUAACACGAACCUGUUCCCAUCGACGACAUCUUCUGGCGUUAUAUCCCCGAGCGGCGAACGGAGGCACAUUCAUUUUAAUGAGCAGGUGGCCCAGUGCAUUGCCGUCGAGGUCAAAGGCGAUGACGACGAUGAAGAUGCUCGCGCAGACCGGUUUGCGUUUGACAGCGACUCGGACGACGGGGCCAUCAUGAUGAAACGGACCACGUCCAAAAAGUUGAGGCCCGUGCUAAAGAAGGUGAAGAGUUUCAGUGUCAGUGGAGGAGAGAGCAAGACAAUCGCCAUGCUACCCUCGACGACGUUGAAAUAUCGAGAUGAUACGCCGGAACCAACCGAGUCGGCCAUGAAGCACAGUACUGGCGUCUUCCGGAGCCCGGUUAUAUCCCCUUCGUCGUCGCAAGAGACGCUGCGCCCGUCCAAAAAGUCCGGAAAGCUCUUCAUAGACGACGACGAUGACGACGACGACGAUGGUGACGACGACGACGACGAAGAAGAGGAGGAGGACCACGAUGACAACAUCAACAGUUUUGCCGGGCCAUCUACGACAAAAUUUGGCGAGGGCGCAUCGGGGCUUCGUCGGACAACGUCUUCGAGCAGUCUCACAACAGAGCCGGUCGGCAUGCGCAGGACGGCUUCAGGAAUGUUCAUGCCAUUUGAGGACGGCGAGGCUGAUUCUACUAAUGAAGGCCUUUUCGGUCGGGUCAUUGACACGGUAAAUACGGCCCGGGACAUAGCCCACGUUAUCUGGAACGUAGGGUGGAGGAAAUAA
Lasiosphaeria miniovina is the source of this 1809-nucleotide messenger RNA. RefSeq names its product protein phosphatase type 1 complex subunit Hex2/Reg1. The record is from RefSeq and is a predicted model, not a curated record. NCBI's taxonomy places the organism in Eukaryota, Fungi, Ascomycota, Sordariomycetes, Sordariales, Lasiosphaeriaceae. Gene Ontology annotation, biological process: protein catabolic process in the vacuole; cellular response to glucose starvation. The transcript has 2 exons. The coding region runs from base 1 to 1809 and encodes 602 amino acids.